Topomyia yanbarensis is the source of this 564-nucleotide messenger RNA. RefSeq names its product small ribosomal subunit protein eS25 (gene RpS25). The transcript has 3 exons. NCBI's taxonomy places the organism in Eukaryota, Metazoa, Arthropoda, Insecta, Diptera, Culicidae. The record is from RefSeq and is a predicted model, not a curated record. Gene Ontology annotation, molecular function: structural constituent of ribosome. Gene Ontology annotation, cellular component: cytosolic small ribosomal subunit. Bases 92 to 451 code for a protein of 119 amino acids.
UUUAUUCGCGUUGACUGUCAAAAUAUGCGUUUCGGUACUUCCUUCUAUCACAGUCUUUCGACGGACGUUCUUUCGAUGUAGAUUUGCCAAAAUGCCUCCAAAGAAGGACACUAAGGGAGCAGCGAAACAGCAGCAAAAGACCCAGAAAAAGAAGGAAGGGUCUUCGGGAGGUAAGGCCAAGAAGAAGAAGUGGUCCAAGGGAAAGGUUCGCGACAAGUUGAACAAUCAGGUCCUGUUUGAUAAGGCUACGUACGAAAAAUUGUACAAGGAAGUUCCCGCCUACAAACUGAUUACCCCGUCCGUUGUUUCCGAACGUCUGAAAAUUCGUGGUUCGUUGGCGAAGCGCGGUCUACGGGAGCUGUGCGUAAAAGGGCUAAUCAAGCAAGUUGUUCAUCACCAUGCACAGGUCAUCUACACCCGAACCACUAAAGGAGAUGAUCCAGUUGCAUAAGUUACUGGAGUGUGGUGUGUUUGAAUAUAAUUCUGGGGUGCGAGUAUGAUGAAGAUACAGUAUCUUUAUGUUCAGUGAACGGAAAAAUAUACUUAUACACAAGUAAAAACUAA